GGAAACUGACAAAGUAUCGCCUUAAGACCGGUGCAUGAUGGGUAAUUGGUCAGUGCGCAGGCCUGAGAUCCUGUACACAAAAUUUGUUUGUCGCGCGUUUUGUUGAGUAAAUUUGUCGAUGAUUCCAGCUUUCUUCUGCCGGGGGAAGGGUUCGUGGUGAAGCAGCUUUCAGGAAAGCUCUCCAAGAUGCCGAGUCCAAAGAAAGCCAAUGCGGAGACUCCCCGCGGGAGUGACCUUGACCUGAGUUUGACCGGGUCACAGCUGUCCAUGGUGUCAGGGAACAAACGUUUGGGGUCAUCGUCCCAAAGACCAGGGUCGGCAGCAGCACACAGACCUGGCUCUGCUAACGUAGCAGGCAGGCCUUCUACUGCAGACUCCAGGAGGGGGAGGGGAACUAUGAGUCAGACUGUCAAUGGAUACUCCAGUGGUGCUCAGAGGAAACACAGGAGAGCUGGCAGUCACAACCCAGCUGUAGACACCCAGAGAAGUAACACCAGUGAGAGCAGUGGCAGUACAGGACUCACUCCGGUGGGGAGGGCACAGAACCUCAGACGACCUGCUUCAGCCAGCAAACUCACACAUUCCAACCCUAGGACCAAUGACACAGGUGAUGACUUUCUGUCCCUGUUUGACACCCCCAAGGUGAAGAAACAGCUCAACAGAGACAGGCCUCCCUCAGUGGGGGCCGUCAGAGUCCUGCCACCAGGAAUACCUGAGGGUAGCCCUUUCAAGAUCCCUCUGACAGACAGAACUGACAGCACCCUUAAUAGUGAACGGUCCCCUCCAGCAAACACUCUCAACAGUGAACGGUCCCCACCAGCCAAGCAGCUGAACCUCCCCAACAAUGCCACUGUUACAAGGGGCGCUCCUGCUGAAGCCAAUGUGUUGAGAAACAUUGGUGCAUCAGCGCAUGGAGCAUCAGCAGGGGCAAGUCCGACCAGCCCACCGGCCAACCAGGACUUCUCCUUACCCCGUCCCAAACAGGGCAGCCCCCCGGGAAGGCGUGGCGUUCCCAAGACGAUCAGUAAGGCCGAGGCGGAGCUGUACAUCAACAGGGUCAACAAGGCGGCCACGAGGAUACAGCGCUGGUACAGAGCAUGUAAAGAAAGGGAGCAGAGAGACAGUGAGGAGACGGUGAAACGACUGCUGACACAGAAGAGAGAGGAGAGGGAGGAGAUGAUGAGGAAAGAACAGAACAGGAGAAUGCAGGAGAUGGAGGACAGAAGGAAACAGGAGGAAGAAAAGAGAAGAAGGAGGGAGGAGAAAGAGAGACAGGCCAGACAAGCAGCCAUUCAGGAGCUACAGAAAAAGAGGGAAGAAAAACGAGCAGAGCCCAAACAGAAGCCCGAGGGAGAGAUCACGUUUCUACAGCCCAGUGGUAAAGUCACAAAAAAGGUGUCCAGACCAACUUCAGCAAAACCCAAGGUGAAGACCAAGAAAAGGGCGUCGCCCGUGAAAAAGGCAGGUUCUGAGAGCGAUAGCGAGAUAACGGAAUCGGAGGUCGGAGCAUCACCACAGAAGAGACCCGGCACAUCCAGUACCAUACGCAAGGUGGACGACAUAUUCGAUGAGCCCCAGGGUGCCACAGCAGCCCCAGAGGUUGACACACAGGACGAGACAGACAAGGACGACCUCACCACUCUGACGGACAGCAAGACUAAGACGACCUUGAACGACCUUCUGGACACCAUUAAGAUGCUUGAGGAGGAGCCUGAGAAGUUCCCCACACCGAGGAAGAGUCGAGCCUGGGGUAGUGAUGAGGAGAAGGAUAACGGGUACCUGUCAUCAGAGAAGCUGGAAAAGCUGAACCAGCCUCCCAGGACUUCCACCAGUGGGUUACCUGGGGUCAUGCUCACGGAGGACAAGCUCAGGUCCAUCAUGUCCUUCCUGGAUGAAGUGGAGAAGGCUGAUGAUGAGGUCAUCAGUCAGGUCACUAGCCAGGUCACAAAGUCUGUAGAGAGCACCCCCCGUGAUGACACCUCUGCAGCGGCUGCACCUGUCCUGCUGGUCCCCUCAGCAGAAGAGAUAGCUCAGAUGGAGCAGGCCUCCGCCACGGCGUCCGAGGUGGCCAGCGAGAUGCUGAAACAGCGGCUGGAGCUGGAGGAGAGACAGCGCUCCGUGGCCAUGCUGCAGAAGGCACUGAACCAGCAGAGAGAGCUGACAAUCCGCCAUGCGCGGGAGGGAGAGAAGGAGAUGAAACAUCGGCUCCAGGUGCAGAAGGAGGAGUACGAGGCCACCAUCAAGAGACACCUCGGUUUCAUCGACCAGUUGAUUGAUGAUAAGAAGGCCCUGAGUGAGAAGUGUGAGCGAGUUGUGAAGGAGCUGAAAGACAUGGAUGCCAAGUACAGCAAGAGGAUCAAGGAGAUGAGCGACAAGCAUAAUGAAGAGUCACAGAAAAUUAAAGACAUGCACGCAGCUGCUGAGAAACUCAGGAGAGAGAAGUGGAUCGAUGAGAAGACAAAAAAGAUCAAGGAAAUGACAGUGAAAGGUCUGGAGCCAGAGAUCCAGAGACUGAUUGCCAAGCACAAACAGGAGAUGAAGAAGAUAAAGGCGAUCCACGAGGCGGAGUUGUUGGAGGCAGACGAGCGAGCGAGCCGGCGCUUCAUCCAUCAGACUGAGGAGAUCAAGGAACAGAUGGCCAGGGAGAUCGAGUCUGCCUGUAACCGGGAGAGGGAACUGGCUAAGCAGAGGUACGAGAAACAGGCAGAACAAGAAGAGCAAGGUUUACAGCAACAAAGAAGAAGAUUGUAUGCAGAAGUUCAGGAAGAGAAGGAGAGAAUAGCAACACAGGCAGCUAAACAACGUGCAGAGAUCGACAGAAUGAAAGAGCAGCUGGAGGAGUCCAGUUCCAAGGCUAUCGAGACCAUGAGGAGGGAGUAUGAGAAGGCACGGGAUGAACAGGAGAGAAGACAUGCUGCUGAAGUAAAACAGCUUGAGGAUAAACUGAAGGUAGAGAAGGAAGCCUGGGAGGAGAACUACAUGAAGAAACAGGAUACCUGGCUGAUGCAGAAGGAGCGGGAGUUGAAGGAGAACGUGAAGCGAGACCGAGACAAGGAGAUCGAGCUGGUCAUACAGAGGCUGGACGAGGACGCCUCCUCACAGAGGGAAGAGGUGGAGAGGGCGGCCGAGAACAGGAUGAAACGUAUGAGAGAGAAGUACGAGGCAGAGAUGAGGGAGCUGGAGCGCUCAGAGAGGACAGCCAUGGACAAGUACAAUGAGAUGAAGGCAGAACUUAUCGAGGUGGAGGGAGAGAACGCUCGGCUGAAGGGUCUGCUUAGACAGAAGGAACAGGAGCUGGAGGAUAUCAACAAGGUGAAAGACAGGCUGACCCAGGAGCGGAACAAGAUGUCGGAGGUCAUCCGUCAGGAGUUCGCUGACCGUCUGGUGGCCACGGAGGAGGAGAACCGGCGGGUGAAGAACGAGAUGUCUGAGAUGCGGGCGCGGCACAAGAUGGAGCUGGACCGCAUCACCAGGGAGAAGGAGGAGGAGAUGGAGGAAGUGCACAAAAGAGUAAAGUCAGCCAUAGUGAAGAAAGAGGACACUGUAAACCAACUGCGGAAACAGUAUGAGGCUGCAGUGAAGAGAGCAGACCACUUGGAGGGGCUUCUAGAACAGCAGAGAAAACAGCUCCUGAAGAAGUAACCCUUACAGCACUCUGUCAUCAGCAUCUGUCUCCUUUCUUUGUGACUAACACUGUUAUUAUGUCGCCUGUGUUCUAAUGUUAAAUCAAUAUUUAAUAAAUGUCAAUUUCAUUGUACAGUGUUAUUAAGACUUUGUCUUUAGACAAUGACUGUUUUGAUUGUCCAAUGUCCUCUUAUAUUCGUUUGUUUCGAUAAGGUGUUCGUGAGUUUCUGAUGUUGUAAAUAUUAGGUUUAUAAGAUUAAUAAGUUUCGCUUUUGCGUCUUGUGGCAAUCAUCUAUAGAAUUAAACUGUAGCCAAAAGGUUUUUGUUCAAAUAUCAUAUGCAGCUGUGGUAACUGUAUAUAACUCCUAUUUCUCAUUUUCCUGUCAUUGUCACUCUGAAAUCCGCAUAAGAAACAUCCAAUGUUUAAAAACAUCCGUCCACUUGUCUGUUAGCCUAAGGGUAUCCAUAUCGUUAGAAGUAUCCUUUGACAAAAAAACUGGCAGCUUUAAAUAGUCAUAAGAAUUAGUUUAUUGCUGUAUACUUUUCCCAUGACAAAUAUCAUUUAUGUUGUCAUUUGGCCAUUUUACGAGCAAGAGUAAGUUUCUACUUGCAUUUGUGAUUUAAAAGCUUUAUUAGAAGUGUUUUCUCAAUUUUUCUUGAAGACUCUAGCAAUAUGAUUCUGAUGGAUCACUGUCUACUAAUUGUUCUUGAAUGUAAUGUACGGCCUCAAUCCUGCACUGGUAUAGACAUCCUUCCUCUACAAGACUGUCCAUUCUACAAAUUGGAAAGUGGGUUUACUUGAAUCAAAAGUUAACUGUUCUACACACACCUUUAAGUUACUGGACAAGAGUUGAUGUCCACAUGCUCUGCAGCACCGCAAUGCCUUGUGAUGAGGGAAAAGUAUUUUCAGAAAAAGGAACUUUACAGUCUGUACCUUGAGAAGAUAUAAACACUAGCAUGUUGCACUAAAACUAAUAUACACUGUCCACAAUCUCUUAUU
Messenger RNA from Branchiostoma floridae (Florida lancelet), 4624 nucleotides. RefSeq names its product centrosomal protein of 131 kDa-like. The record is from RefSeq and is a predicted model, not a curated record. Lineage: Eukaryota; Metazoa; Chordata; Leptocardii; Amphioxiformes; Branchiostomatidae. Gene Ontology annotation, biological process: cilium assembly; regulation of centrosome duplication; intraciliary transport involved in cilium assembly. The transcript has 23 exons. The coding region runs from base 187 to 3642 and encodes 1151 amino acids. Gene Ontology annotation, cellular component: centriolar satellite.